AAAGGAAAAGGGAGAAAAAAGAAGGCAAAAGAAGAAAGAAGGAGGAAAAAGGAGGAAAAGAAGGAAGGAGUGGAGAAACGACAGCAGCGAAACGGCUGCAAAGAGCAUCUUUGCCGGGCCGAGUUUGCAGGAAAACACAGGACUGACCUCUCCCUGACGCUGCUUUGGCUCCAUCAAACUCAAUUCCUCCUAGUUUUACCUUCUGAGGGAGAGGUUUGGGAUGCGGCUGUUCCUGGACGGACCCGGAGCGUCCCCAGGGGCCUGAUCCGGACCCGCCUGAGGCAGGACGCCACGGUGAGGGUCUCAAUGGAGCAGCCGCCCAAGCAAGGAGGGACGGUCCCGGCCCCCUCCAGCGCCGAAGGGACCCGCCAGGUCCCGGAGGAGGCCGUCGGUGGGGAUGAAAUGCCGGCUGGUGGCCGGGAGAGCCCGGCACCGGCCGAGCCACGCGGCGCAGAGGAGGACGUGGCUCCCAGCCCUGGCGUGGGGCAGCCGGGCUGCGCCCUGCACCUCCCCUCCGAUGAGCAUCCCAGGGAAGAUGCUGGGGAGAAACAGCCCCAGGAAAGCAGGGGGUCCCCGCUGGGUGCCCCCCUGCCCAGCCUGGGUGCCGGGGCGGUGGGGUUACCGGCUGAGCCCCCCCGAGCCCGGACCCCCACUCGGGAAGCGGAGGCGGAUUUUUAUUGCGUGAAGUGGAUCAGCUGGAAAGGCGAGCGGACGCCCGUCAUCACGCAGAGCGAGAACGGACCCUGCCCACUCCUGGCCAUCAUGAACAUCCUCUUCUUGCAGUGGAAGGUGAAGCUGCCCCCGCAGAAGGAGGUGAUCACAUCCGAGGAGCUGAUGGCACAUUUGGGGGAUUGCAUCUUGUCCACCCAACCCCGGGAGCCGUCAGAGGGGCUGCAGCUCAACUUCCAGCAGAACAUCAACGACACCAUGAUGGUCCUCCCCAAGCUCUCCACGGGGCUGGACGUCAACGUGCGGUUCACGGGUGUCUCGGACUUCGAGUACACGCCCGAGUGCAUCGUCUUCGACCUCCUCAACGUCCCGCUCUACCACGGCUGGCUGGUGGACCCCCAGAGCCCCGAGGUGGUGCGAGCCGUGGGCAAGCUCAGCUACAACCAACUGGUGGAGAAGAUCAUCACCUGCAAACAGGCCAGCGACUCCAGCCUGGUGAGCGAAGGGCUGGUGGCGGAGCAGUUCCUGGAGUCCACGGCCUCCCAGUUGACCUACCACGGGCUGUGCGAGCUCACGGCCGCCGUCAGGGAGGGCGAGCUCAGCGUCUUCUUCCGCAACAACCACUUCAGCACCAUGAUAAAGCACAAGGGCCACCUCUACCUGCUGGUGACAGACCAGGGCUUCCUGCAGGAGGAGAGGGUGGUCUGGGAGAGCCUCCACAACGUGGAUGGGGACAGCUGCUUCUGCGACACCGAUUUUCAUCUCAGCCACGCUCCGGGCAAGGAGGGGGCCGCCACAGCCCCCCCGGAUCACCGGCUCCAGCAGAGACAAGUGGACCAGGAUUAUAUGAUCGCCCUGUCACUGCAGCAGCAGCAGGGACACGACCCCUCCGCACUGAGUGACCUGGAGCUCGCUCGCCAGCUGCAGCAGGAGGAGUAUCAUCAUCAUCAUCAUCAUCAUCAACAGCAGCAGCAGCAGCAGCAGCAGCGGCCGGUGCCAGCGCAGGGCCGCGCGCGGCCGCCGGCCGGAGAGCGGAGGCAGCGGCAGAAGCCGGACUUGGACUGCACCCUCCUCUAGCCCGGCCCCCCGUGGGGGCCCCCACACCCCCCUGGCCCCCCCUGCAGCUCCCAGCCAGGCUGGGGCAUGUGGGGGGUGCCCGGGGCCCCCCGAGUCCCCGCUCGCAUCUCUCCGGGGAGAUCCCCCGGGGGUCCCUGGGGACAGGAGUGGGGACACACAGAGAAUUACCUGUCACCGGGACCACCCAAAUCUUUCCAGUGGCCUUAAUAUGAGGGGGCCCCCCCACCCGGGGGGGGGGGUCCCACCCCUUGGUCCCUGCUCUGAGACGUGGGGGGACACGCGUCUGGCGGGGGGGACAUGCACCCCGUGUCCGAAAUGUGGCCUUAGCCCUUGGCAAAUAAAGGACUUGUCCUCA
Molecule: messenger RNA, 2101 nt
Organism: Tyto alba (common barn owl)
Lineage: Eukaryota; Metazoa; Chordata; Aves; Strigiformes; Tytonidae
Product: ubiquitin carboxyl-terminal hydrolase MINDY-1-like
Exons: 11
Coding region: 307-1746 (479 amino acids)
Biological process (GO): protein K48-linked deubiquitination
Cellular component (GO): cytosol; cell periphery
Molecular function (GO): cysteine-type deubiquitinase activity; K48-linked deubiquitinase activity; cysteine-type carboxypeptidase activity
Source: RefSeq, a predicted model, not a curated record